Molecule: messenger RNA, 4691 nt
Organism: Cyprinus carpio (common carp)
Lineage: Eukaryota; Metazoa; Chordata; Actinopteri; Cypriniformes; Cyprinidae
Product: ribosomal protein S6 kinase alpha-4-like
Biological process (GO): protein phosphorylation; regulation of DNA-templated transcription; intracellular signal transduction
Molecular function (GO): ATP binding; protein serine/threonine kinase activity; magnesium ion binding
Source: RefSeq, a predicted model, not a curated record
CAGCACUACCUCGGCUUCCGUAGCCGAAAUGAUCCUUACUACACUUUCUUCCAGGCGUUUGUCGUUCAAUUCAUUUCCUUUCCCAAACAAACGCAUGUUUUAACGCGAGUCGGGCGUAACUACACCCGGAAGGAAGGAGCAGCGGAGUAAAACGGUGCAGUUAUCACACCUCAUAUUCAGCGCUAGUGAGCCGCUGCUGGAGACAUUCUGAGCGAGAUCCGUCAUGGAUGAUAGUUAGCACGGACGCUAUCGUUAACGAGCCAAUAUCGCUGUGUUUCGAGAGUGUUUUCGGUUAAACAGCGCUAACGGGAUCGGCUCGGAUCGGUCGAAGUUGGAAAUACGGAAAUAACAGGCAUUCACGGGCCGCAUUAUCAUCAGUUAACUGGAGUACCGCGCCUCGUUCAGAAAGAUAUUAAAGUAUGCGGCUGUCAGAAGUGGAGAUUAAUAUUUAGGUCGUGAUUAGAUCAGAGUUCCCAGCAGGAUGUCAGAGGGAUUGUGAGCGGAGAUUACAACACAAACAUGUCAUAACGUGCAGAGUUUUGCGUUAGAUCAGAAAUCCUCGUGUACCGGGAGUCUUCUGCCUGACCGAAGCUCACGAUGUCCGGCGACAGCAGCGGCGAGGACUCGGACCGAGAGCCAGUGUGCACCGUCGAGCACCGCAUCACCAGCGCAAACCUCACAGGAUACACAGAGAAAGUCGGGAUGGAGAACUUCGAGCUUCUGAAAGUGCUGGGCACUGGAGCUUACGGGAAAGUGUUCCUGGUCAGAAAAAUCAGCGGUCAUGAUAAAGGCAAACUCUACGCCAUGAAGGUUUUGAAGAAAGCAGCCAUCGUUCAGAAGGCAAAGACGGCUGAGCACACUCGGACAGAGCGGCAGGUGUUGGAACACAUCCGCCAGUCUCCCUUCCUGGUCACCCUUCACUACGCCUUUCAGACGCAAACCAAGCUGCAUCUCAUACUCGACUAUGUGAGCGGAGGAGAGAUGUUUACACACCUGUAUCAGAGAGACCAUUUCUCCGAGGAUGAGGUCAGGAUCUACGUGGGAGAAAUCAUUCUGGCCCUGGAGCACCUGCACAAGCUUGGCAUCGUGUACCGGGACAUUAAGCUGGAGAACAUCUUAUUGGACAGUGAUGGUCAUGUGGUUCUGACAGACUUUGGGCUGAGUAAGGAGUUUCUGGAAGAGGAGAAAGAGAGGACGUACUCAUUCUGUGGCACUAUAGAGUACAUGGCUCCGGAGAUCAUCCGAGGGAAAGCUGGCCAUGGCAAGUCGGUGGACUGGUGGAGUCUGGGGAUCCUGAUGUUUGAGCUGCUGACGGGAGCGUCUCCGUUCACUCUGGAGGGAGAGAGGAAUUCCCAGAGCGAGGUGUCCAAACGCAUCCUGCGCUGUGAGCCUCCGUUCCCCUCCAUCAUCGGACCCUUGGCUCAGGACCUCCUGCGGAAGUUACUGGUGAAAGACCCUCACAAGAGGCUGGGCUCUGGACCCCGAGGAGCCGAGGAGAUCAAGUCUCAUGCUUUCUUCAAGGGUUUAAACUGGUCCGACUUGGCAGAGAAGAAGGUUCAGAGUCCAUUCAGACCUGAGCUACGUAAUGAGUUGGAUGUGGGUAACUUUGCGGAGGAGUUUACAGGAAUGGAGCCGGUCUAUUCCCCUGCCAGCACUCCGCCCAGUACAGACCGUCUGUUUCAGGGCUACUCUUUUGUGGCUCCUUCUAUCUUGUUCAAUAAGAACGUGGUGAUGGCGGAUGUCCUGGACGCUCAUGUCAAUGUUGACCGGCCCGGUUCUGCUACAGUCCAGCGCAGUGCUAUGCUAAAGGAGUCUCAGUUCUUCCAGCACUAUGAGCUGUGCCUGCAGGGGGCUCCACUGGGCGAGGGCAGCUUCUCUAUCUGCAGGAAGUGCAGACACCGGCAGAGCGGCCAGGAGUACGCCGUCAAAAUCAUCAGCAGAAGGAUGGAGGCCAUGACUCAGAAAGAGAUCGCAGCGCUACGCCAGUGUGCGUCUCACCCCAACAUCGUCACGCUCCACGAGGUCUACACCGAUCAGUAUCAUACGUAUCUGGUGAUGGAGCUGUUGCGUGGCGGAGAGCUGUUGGAGCGAAUCAGGAAGAAGAAGGUGUUUGCAGAAUGGGAGGCCAGUCAGCUGAUGAAGAGCCUGGUGUCUGCGGUCAGCUACAUGCACGAGGCUGGAGUCGUGCACCGAGACCUCAAACCAGAGAACGUGCUGUUUGCGGAUGAGUCGGACGACUCGGUGUUGAAGGUGAUUGAUCUGGGGUUUGCGCGGUUGUUUCCGAGCGGCAGUGCCCCCCUGCAGACCCCCUGCUUCACCCUGCAGUACGCCGCGCCGGAGCUCUUCCACAGCUCGGGAUACGACCAGGCCUGCGACCUCUGGAGCCUCGGGGUCAUCCUGUACACCAUGCUCUCCGGACAAGUUCCGUUCCAGAGUGAGAAGAAAGGAAUGACAUCAUCGCACGCAGCUGACAUCAUGCACAAGAUCAAAGAGGGAGAUUUCUCAUUGGACGGGGAAGCCUGGAGGGGCGUGUCUGAAGAAGCCAAAGAUUUAGUGAGAGGUCUGUUAACCGUGGAUCCUGAGCGCCGGCUGAAGCUCUCGGCUCUGAAGGAGAACGCCUGGCUCCAGGGCGGCGGCGUCAUGUCCUCCACACCGCUCUGCACCCCUGACGUCCUGGAGUCCACCGGCCCCACCGUCCGCACCUAUGUCAAUGCCACCUACAAGGCGUUUAACCGGGGGAAGCGCGAGGGGUUUUUCCUCAAGAGCGUCGACAAUGCACCGCUAGCGAAGCGCCGCAAGAUGAAGAUGACCAGCACUGGUGUGGAGACGAGACGCAGCUCCUCCUCCUCCUCCUCAUCCUCCUCUUCCUCAUCCGCUUCCCAUUCCAAGACGCAGAACUGCCAGUCUUUGAAUCCCCACGAGGAGCCCAAACUGUGACGUCUCCCGAAGCCUCUCUGAUGCGCCGAGAGAGCGCAUUACAGCAGAGGAAAGAGGAUUUUGAGUCAGGACGGCCGUCUGUAAACACAGUGCCAAGGAAAUGAUCAACAGAGACUCCCGCGGCGUCAUUUUAAUGAAUGUAAAAAUGUUUUUAAAGAGAUCUUUUAACUGCAAGAGAUGAGUGAAACUGAGAUCAGGGAAGGCUGGAAUAUUAGGGAAAGCCAUAUGUGAGCGUUAGAGUGGACUUCUGUUUUAAUGAUCCACGGAGCAAAGCUUUGUGUGAAUCCUGUACACAUCACUACAUUCAGAAGUUUUCUCCAUGUUUGCAUGGCCAGAGUAUUUUGAAUGUUUUACAUGUUUUACAAGUUGAAGUCAGACCACACAGAGUCACUGACUCUCCAGACGCUGAUCCUAUCCACGCUUUUUCUUAUCCAAUUAUUUCUUGUCAAAGUCAAAAACACAAUAAUAAUAAUAUAUUAUAUUUUGAGGACUAUUAAAUAUUAAAAAUUCUUAAUGAACCACAAUUUCUCCCUGCCAAAUUGCCAUUACUGUAAUUUUAAAAAAAUAUAUUUUUUAACUAAAAUCAGCACAAAAUGUGUGCAAAUGCAGAAGAAAUGUCCUUGCAAUUGUACUUUACUAAUGUGGGGAAAAAUAUGGGAAAAAAAAAAAAAUAUAUUUUCUUUGGCCAUUAUGGUCAUGAAAAAAGUACUAAAAAAUGGAAAUCUUAAUGCAAAAUAAUUUCUCUUUUGGUGCUUUUGUGGUGAAAUACAGCCUGAUGUUUGGGUCAGAUUCACCUUCUUGCCUGGUGUGUUUUAUCACGUGAAGUGUGUGGAGAUCACUUCAUAUUCUGUCACUAACUGGACUGAUUUCCAGAGGUUUGUGUGUAUGACAACCAGGCGUGGACUUGCUUUUAUUGGUGUUGUUGAGAAGUUGUGCUUCUUGAAUGGUGACAGACUGGUGUCUGGAGGGAUCCUGAGGUUCACCAGACACACAUCAGUCCCUGCUGUUCUUAAGGGCUUUCACAAUCACACGUCCACGCUGGCCUCCCUCCCUGUUUCCCGCUUUAUUAUCCGUCUUCACGGCCAUCAGUCUCGCUGCGUUUGAGACCUGAUGCACAAGUGUCGAGUCCUUCUGCGGUGUAAAUUCACUUCGACUCAGACUGCGUGCUGAGCUGACGGUUUUAUUAAGAUGCAAACAGUAAAACACCUCCAGCAGUGUAAUAUAAACUCGGCUUUUCUUUUAAGAGCUGUGCAGCUGGCAGGUAUGAACAAUUCAAACAGAUUGUUUGGCGCUGUUUUUAUUGAAAUAACACAUUCGUCGUUUGUUUAUGCCAAAAUGGUGGGUUAAUGGAGGAUAAUGAGAGUUUUGCACACGAGAUGCACUAGUCUGGCUUGAGUGUUCACGAGCGAUGCUUCUGUCAGCUGUUCAUGGAAGGAGACGGUGAUGUGAAAAGACUGGAACUAAUGCGUAUCGUCCAGGGGUUCAAACGCAUGACUUUGCUCAGCGUCUGUAAUCAAAGUGUCUUUCAGAAGGAGCUACAUCAUGCUGUGCGACAAAAUAGGUUUGACUUCAGGCCUUUUAAAGGAAUAGUUCACUCAAAAGGUAGAAAUUGCUAAAAAUGCCUGCACCCUCAGGUCAUCCGAGAUGAGCUUUUCUUCAUCAGAACAGAUUCGUAGAGACUCGUGGAGUGUAUUAUUGUGAUGUUUUUAUCAGCUGUUUGGACUCUCAUUCUGACGGCACCCAUUCACUGCAGA